Molecule: messenger RNA, 1617 nt
Organism: Symbiodinium pilosum
Lineage: Eukaryota; Dinophyceae; Suessiales; Symbiodiniaceae
Source: the annotation of a GenBank genome assembly
AUGGCGCGUGGGCUGUUAAGCCCCCAGUCAUUGCGGUGCCUUGGCCUGCUUUCCAAUCUCGGGAGAAGGCAGCGACCAUCAUGGUCAGCCCUCCAGCUCCGAACGUGCGGGAGUCAGAGUGACAUGGCAGGCGUGCACAAGAGCCCCAUCGUACAGCUUUUGUGGAAGGAGAGGGCAAACCUACAACGAGUGACUGCUACUGGUGGCAAGCCCCAAGAGAAGCUUUUGACAAAGACCGCAUCGGAUUCCCGUGUAGCGGUCUCCUAUAACUUCAAAGACGAUCUGCUUCUGAAGGAGCAGUACGCCAACUUCAAUGGUUUGAUUCAAUUCAGUAAGCUGUUUGAGGAUUUGGAUGCUCUAGCAGGCAACGUUGCCUUCAAGCAUUGCGAUGAUGAUGACCCUGAAACAAGAAUGCCGCAUUUGGUGACUGCUUCUGUGGAUCGAAUCCGACUGGCCCCAGGCAUUGCUAUUUCACUGGACCAGAACUAUCAGAUGUCUGGCCAAGUCUCGUGGGUGGGUAGUUCAUCACUGAUUAUUCACAUGAAGCUCACGCGCGAAUCCGACAGCGUUGACGUUCUGGCGGCCAACUUUACCUUUGUGGCGAGGGACAUCAUGUCUGGCAAGAGCUGCAAGGUCAACCGCUUAGAGCCAGAAACAGAGGAAGAGAAAAAGCUCUUCCAGAUGGCCGAUGACAAGAACAAAGCCAGGAGACUGGCUCGAGCAGCUGGCAAGACUGCAUCAAACGCUGAGACGGAUGCAACGCAUACGUCUUUGGCAAAGGAGCUGCUGGACCAAGGACGGCUGCUUCAGGACAUGCCUGGACUUGCGGUUGGUGACGCCGUCCUGAUUCACCAGACGCAGCGCGAGACCAUGAUCAUCUGCCAGCCGCAGCAGCGCAACACCGCUGGCCGCAUGUUUGGUGGUUACCUCAUGAGGUGCGCCUAUCGCUGUGCGUUUCCGACUGCCUACAUGUUUGCGGGCUCCUUUCCGCAUUUUGUGGAGGUCGAUGAGGUCAGCUUUAUCCACCCAGUGGAGGUUGGAGACAUCUGUGAAUUCAACGGACGGGUAAUGCUGACGUAUACCAAAGUCCGACCAAUUUUGCAUGUAGAGGUGACGGCGUCCGUUCUGAAGCCCGACCAGAAAUCCAGCUUGGUCACAAACGUCUUUAACUUCGUGUUCGAACUACGACCGAAGCCUGGACAAGCUCUUCCUGUGAUCAAGCGUGUUUUCCCUGCCACGAACACGGUCGCGCAGCGAGUUGUCAGUCGGUUGCAGAAAGAGAAGCAGCUAACUCUUGCACCUUGCGUGGCAGCCAGCUGUGAAAGUUUCCUGCAGGUCCUCGAUGUCUUCAAGAUUGGGCAGGCUCGGGUCGUGGUGGUGGCCAACGAGAGCCGGAACCGAGCCAACCAGGUGGCAACUGCCAUUCGAGCAAAGUAUCCCGAUCUGCCAAUGGUCGUGAGAGCGAAGGACUCUGAGCACAAAGAAUGGCUGGAGAGUGCACUGGGCGUUAAGGCAUUGAUGCCCGCAAUGAUCGCUGUCCGCCAGUGCCUCAGCUCUUGUGCUUGGCAAGCUGUGGGUCCAGGAGCAUGGGGUAGAGAAUCUCCCUGGAACCUUUAA